Messenger RNA from Nicotiana tabacum (common tobacco), 1837 nucleotides. RefSeq lists its product as uncharacterized. NCBI's taxonomy places the organism in Eukaryota, Viridiplantae, Streptophyta, Magnoliopsida, Solanales, Solanaceae. The record is from RefSeq and is a predicted model, not a curated record.
GUAACAUUUAUUGUCACGUGACGCCAGUAUCUGUACUGUAGGUAAAUGUAAAUGUCCGUCAUUCUGCUCCGUGAGAUCAACCCAGCUAUCUUCUACCGCUCUGCAAUUUCAGCUCUUUUUCUUUCCACUACGUCGCAAUUGAAGUCUCUGAUAAGUGAGAGUUAACUGAGAACUUGGUCUACAAUCAAUUUACGGACUUGAAAGAAAGAAUUUCAAAGAGACAAUCACGAAAAUGCUAGGAAAGCGAAGUCAAACACCUAGCCGGAAUUUGUGUGAUACUUACAAGGUAGCUGGGAAUUGGUCUGAAUUACUGUCUAUGGUAAAGAAGCAUUCGGAAAUGUUAGGGAAAACCACUGUGGACGAGGAAGAUGCUUCGGAUGUUGAAGUGGAUCCACGCUUCUGGCAUGAUGUUAUGGAUUUGUAUUUUAUUUGUGGCAAGGAGUCUAGGGGACGUCAGGAAGAUGAUCUUGUUUUCUUUGUUAAACGAAUUAGAAAUGAGUCAAAUGAAUAUGUUGAUGACGACUCUCCAUACUUUGUUCGCAGGUGGGCACCUAAGUUGGAUGACUUAAUUGGUGGGAAUUCAUCGGACGUGGACUGGAGGCGCUCAUUUUACUUGAAUUUAAUUUCUCAAACUUCUUUUAGUGUGACAGUCACAAUUUACAGUCACCGGGUCCUUAUGAGUUACCAGAAUGGCAAAGACGGACCAUUAUCUCCUAUAUACAAGGUUGUCAAAACAGUCUAUGCAUCUCCAAGUCGUAUCAAAAUUCACUUAGACUCAAGGAAGGAAGUAGAAACCACGCCAGCCUAUCCAGAGAUAUGCUUUGCCAUUGACGACUUUGAUUCAACCUUUGGUGCAGUGGUCUUGACUGAUGUGGACCACUGUUAUUGUGUACUUCUAAAUGCACAUGAUGGGGCUGCAUUUCCAAGUGAGAGAGCGCUGCGGGAGAGCAGUUCUUGUGAUACUUCUUCCUCAAAGAGUGACACUAGUUCUGGAAAAGUACGAAGAUCACUCUCUUCUCAGGCUUCAUUAGCUAUGAAAUGGUCCGAGAUGCAUACGAUGGUAAAAAAUGGAAGAUCUGGAUUGGGGAGCCUUCUCUCGCUUAAUUCUUCUGGGAAAACAGACCGGAUCUAUAUGAAGGGUCCUGGAGGACGCGGAGAAGUUGAAGUAGCUGUUUCUGGUGUUGUAGAUCAAAGCAAGCAGGAAUCUGGCCAUCAUUCUACAAAGGGGUUGAGCUUUGGUGUAGUUGUUCGAAGAGCAGCAUCAGUUGCAUCGAUGGCAGCAAAGCAUGCUUAUGCUGCUGCUUCUGCUACCCGGUGUCCUGAUGGAGGAUUGAUCCCCCUCAAGUGCUGCUUGAUGUCCAUAUCAUUGCCAUGGGAACAUAUUGCUCAUGAUCUGUUGUUUAAGGUGAAAAUUCAUGUCAAAGAGGUCGUCAUUGUCCAAUUAGAGCUCAUAUCAUUGCUAUGGUCUCUCAAUAAUGUUUCUAUUAUUUCAUACCUCAGGGAAAGCCUCCAGUGUAACUGUAAGAAUGCCCAUGGAUGACUGUUUACAAAACACUAUGCUUUCUCAAUUGAUUAAUCCAACUCAGAAGUUUAGACUCCACAAGAUAGAAACACUAAAGUAGGUUAGCUCAAGAAUGAAACAUAAAGGUGCGAUGAUCAUAUGCAUAUAAAUUCCCAUCCAAAGGCAAAGUCGGGAUUUGAACCUUAUGGGUUCGGGAUUGUAAUCCUUUUAACUUACUGAGUUCUAAAUUAAUAAUGUGUAUAUAUUCAAUUGAUUUCUUAAGACAAAUAAAUGGUUUGAAUAUAAGCUAUUGGGUUCGGCCAAACCCGCUUCUCA